UCUUUGUUUCUGCGUUUGCAACUUUCAAAGUUGGUUUCGAUUUCAAUUGCAAGAACAAUGAAUCUCCAAAGCGAAUCAAUCUCUAACCUAAACAAGUUUUCUGUGACCAUCGCCAAACAUUUGUUCUCCAAAGAAGAAUUUAAAGAAAAGAACGUUGUGUUUUCACCUUUGUCACUCCACGUUGUGCUCAGCAUAAUUGCGGCCGGCGCUGAGGGUCCCACACAAGAUCAACUCCUCACCUUCCUCCAAUCCAGAUCCACUGAUGAACUCAAAUCCUUGUCCUCUCAACUCGUUUCUUACUUGCUUGCCGAUGCCACUCCAGCCGGCGGACCUCUGCUAUCUUUUGUCAAUGGUGUAUGGGUUGAACAAUCACUUACUUUUCAACAUUCCUUCAAAGAAACUGUUGCUACUGAUUUCAAAUCAAACACUGCCUCUGUUGAUUUCGUGAACAAGGCUUUUGAAGGGAGAAAAGAAGUGAAUUUAUGGGCUGAAAAAGAGACAAAUGGUCUUAUAAAAGAUUUACUUCCACCUGACUCGGUUGAUAGCUUAACCAACCUCAUCUUUGCAAACGCACUAUACUUCAAAGGAGCAUGGUCGGAGGAGUUUGAUACUUCAAAAACAAAAGACUAUGAUUUUAACCUUCUCAAUGGCAGCCAAGUCAAGGUUCCUUUCAUGACAAGCAUGAAGAGACAAUUUAUCAGUGUUUUUGAUGGUUUUAAAGUCCUUCGUCUUUUUUAUAAGCAUGAGUAUUCGUAUAAGCAAAGUGAUAAGCGUUAUUUCUCUAUUUACUUUUUUCUUCCUGAUGCAAAAGAUGGGUUGUUAGCUUUGACUGAAAAGGUAGCUUCUGAAUCUGAGUUUCUAGAACAUACACGUCCUAGAGAAACAGUGAUAGUAGGUGACUUAAGAAUUCCGAAAUUCAAUAUUGCUUUUGGGCUUGAAACUUCUGGCGUGCUGAAGGAGCUAGGAGUGGUUUUACCUUUCUCUACAGGAGGUUUGACAAAUAUGGUGGACUCUCCUAUGGAUCAAAACCUUCAUAUUUCCAACAUAUUCCACAAGUCUUUUAUUGAAGUAAAUGAAAAGGGAACUGAAGCUGCUGCGGUGACCUCUAUGGGACAAAAGGUCACAUGUGGUAGGCGUACUGGCCCUCCACCGACUCCGAUAGACUUUGUAGCUGACCACCCUUUCUUGUUUUUGAUCAGAGAAGAUUUGUCUGGAACGGUACUCUUUAUUGGACAAGUUCUCAAUCCUCUUCUGAAGUGAUGAUAUUAAUUUCCAUUCUAGAUUCUAGAAUCAUUUGGAUUAGCCCUAGAUUAAUAGGAAGGAUUGCUUUAUUAAUAAGAAUGCAUUUUUUUAUGAAGAUAGUUUACUAUUUUUAUAUGACUUAAGUUAUUUGGACAACU
This is a messenger RNA of Medicago truncatula (barrel medic), 1400 nucleotides long. Its product is annotated as serpin-ZX. Gene Ontology annotation, molecular function: serine-type endopeptidase inhibitor activity. Lineage: Eukaryota; Viridiplantae; Streptophyta; Magnoliopsida; Fabales; Fabaceae. The coding region runs from base 58 to 1260 and encodes 400 amino acids. The record is from RefSeq and is a predicted model, not a curated record. The transcript has 2 exons.